AUGAGUAAAAGAGAAAACAAAAAUACUGAUAAUGUUCCUAUUCAUCUACCACAAAUAGACACGUAUGAGCCAUCAUGUAGUCAUUCACCCACAUAUUUUCAAACAAACGAAAAUAAUAUAUUAAAAUCGGACACGGAGCAAAUAGUUGAAGAAAACGAUAUUGGCUACUGUUUCGGUAAAAAUUUUCAAUUAGGAUGGAUUAAGCGUUUUCCUUGGGUUGUUUAUUCGAGAAUUGGUGAACAAGGUGCAGUUUGUAAAUAUUGUGCUAUAUUUGGUCGCGAAUUUUGUGGCAAAGGCAGUCACCAGAAACUUAAUACAUUAGUUGUAAAACCUUUUAAUAACUGGAAAAAAGCGAUUGAGAAAUUUAAUGAACAUAAUUCAGCGCGUGCUAUUCAAAUUGAUCAAAAUAGAAAGAGAUUAAUUCCUAUUAUUCAAAUAAUUAUUAUUUGUGGGCGGCAAGAAAUAGCUUUACGCGGUACUAGCGAUUACGGACCUCUCUCUUUAGACAAUUCUGAACCUACUUACAAUGAUGGUAACUUCCGAGCAUUAUUGAGAAUGCGCAUUUCGUGUGAAGAUAAAAAUCUAACAUAUCACAUUGAGAAUCAAGCGUUAAAUGCUUCAUAUAUAAGUCCUAUGAUUCAAAAUAAUUUUAUAAAUAUAUGUGGAAAAAUUAUACAGGACCAGUUAGUUAAUAAAAUUAAUCAGGCGAAAUGUUUUUCUGUAUUAGUCGACGAGACUACUGACGUAUCGCGUGUUGAACAACUGUCAUUGUAUGUACGUUAUUUAGAAAAUAAUUUAAAUAUUAAAAAAAAUGAAAUCAACAAUUAUGUAUUGAAAGAAGACUUCUUACAAUUUGUACCGGUAAAUUCUACCACUGGUCAAAAUUUGGCCACAGUAAUUUUAGUUACUUUAAAAAAUCUUGGUAUAAAAUGUGACUAUUUACUUGGCCAAGGCUAUGAUGGCGCCGCAGCCAUGAGUGGUAAUUUUAAAGGAGUACAGUCUGUUAUAAGAGAAGUACAUCCCGCUGCACUUUAUGUCCACUGUAGUGCACAUUCGUUAAAUUUAGCACUUGCUCAUUCGUCAAACAUUCACCAUAUUCGAAAUUGUAUUGGAACAAUAAAAUCUGUAGGAAAUUUUAUUAAAAUAUCGGCUAAACGAAUUGAAUUAUUAAAAAAUAAAAUAAAAGAAUUUCUUCCUGAAACUAAAUGGACAAAAUUAACUUCCAUGUGUGAGACUAGGUGGGUUGAAAAUCAUGAUGGUAUGCUUAGAUUUUCAGAAAUAUAUAAACCUAUUGUUACAACAUUAGAAGAACUACAAAUAUUUGUUGACAUUGAAACAUCAUCUAAAGCUUUACAGUUUUAUAAGUGUGUAACAACUAGUGAAUUUAUAAUAAGUAUGAUAACUGCGACCACACUUUUUUCUAUAACUUUGCCAUUAUGUAAAAUAUUGCAGUCGGUGAAAUGUGAUUUAAGUGAAGCAGUAGAUCAUGUUGAAACUGUUUUAAGUGAAGUGAAAGAUAUGCGAACAAAUAUUAAUGAAAAUUUCAAAGAAAUAUUCAAUAAAUCAGAACAAUUGUUCAUAUCCGUGAACGAGGAAGAAAAAAUAAAAAUACCAAGAUUAAUAAGUCGUUCAACAAAUAGAAUAAAUGUGGAUAUCAAAAUUCCUGAAGACUAUUUUCGUAUUGCAAUUCCAAUUCCAUUCUAUGAUGAUUUUAUUAGACAUGAAAAUCUUGAGGGAAGGGAGUGUCCAGUGACACUACUUCCAAUUUAA
Molecule: messenger RNA, 1770 nt
Organism: Sipha flava (yellow sugarcane aphid)
Lineage: Eukaryota; Metazoa; Arthropoda; Insecta; Hemiptera; Aphididae
Product: zinc finger MYM-type protein 1-like
Exons: 5
Coding region: 1-1770 (589 amino acids)
Source: RefSeq, a predicted model, not a curated record